GUUUGUUCGUGCCAUCACGGUAACUUAACUUAUUAAUUCAGUGACUGAGUCAGGAUUUUCACGAGUACAACUUAGUAUCUUGUGGCUUAAUAUGAAAAAUAAGCACGUAAAGGAGACAAAGGAGAUCUAACUUUUAACUUAUCUAAUACUACCCUUCAUGAAGAUUUUGGUAGUUUGCAUAUGCAUGUCUACUUUGUCUUGUUAGUGUCAGAGUAGUCAGUCACACCUCGACUAAUUACACAGGGUAUAUCUGUUACCUUUCACCGGCACAGGUACUAUUUAAUCUAUUUUCUAGCUUUCAAAGUAUAUAAUGCAAUUUGACCGUCCGUUCUCUAAGAAUUCAAGUUAUGAAGGGAGCCUUGGAGUAACUGGUACAGUUGCUGCCAUGUGACCAGGAGGUCACGGGUUCAAGCCUUUGAAACAGCCUCUGCCAGAAAUGCAAAGUAAGGUUGCGUACAAUACACCCUUGUGGUGGGGCCCUUCCCCAGACCCUGUGCAUAGCGGGAUCUUUAGUGCACCCGGAUGCCUUUUUUUCUAAGAAUUCAAGUUAUACAUAUCGAGAGUGUAUGUGUAAAGAUUUUUCAUACAAACCACGGCAACUUGUUAAUUUAGUGGCGAAGCCGGGAUGUUCACUAAGAGGCUCAAAAUUGGAAAAGUAAACACCAGAAGGAGUCUAAGGGGUUCGACAUGUACUAUAUAUGCUUAUUCUUGAUUCCAGGGUCUAUUGGAAGCAGCCUCUCUACGACUCAACCAUCAAAGGUAGGGGUAAGGCCUACGUAUAUGCUACCCUCUCUCCAAAUACCACUUGUGGGACUACACCGGGUAUUUUGUUAGCCUGAGAAUUUGAUGGGGAUCAAAGUCUUACUUGCAGCAUUACUGAUAUGGAAUUUGAGUACUUCUGCAUUUGGCUUCAAUGCAUCUGCAAAUAAUACGAUAAGGAUCGGAUUAAAGCGUAGAACUUUGGACUUUAAUAGCAUAAAGGCUGCAAGAAUAUAUGCUAAACAUCAUCAUCAUAGAGAUACAAAAAGGAAUUCUGGUCCUCUAAAAGAUGAAGUAGUUUACCUGAAGAACUAUAUGGAUGUCCAGUAUUUCGCUGAGAUUGGUAUCGGUUCACCACCUCAGUAUUUUGCUGUUGUUUUCGAUACUGGCAGUUCCAAUCUUUGGGUCCCUUCCUCGAAAUGCAUUUUCUCUAUCGGUUGUUAUCUUCGCUCCAGGUACAGAUCAAGGCUAUCGACUACAUACACGAAAAUUGGAAAACGUUGUAAAAUCCCUUUCGGAACUAGAUCAGUGCGCGGUUUGUUCAGCCAAGACAACGUUAAAGUUGGAAGUUCUGUCGUAAAUCAGCAGGUUUUCACUGAGGUAACGCGAGAAGGAUUUUUCACAUUCUUGCACGCGCGGUAUGAUGGUGUACUAGGACUCGGAUUUCAGGAUGUUGCUGCAGGACGAGUAACACCAGUAUGGUAUAACAUGUUGCUUCAGCGUAUAGUUACCCAGCCAAUCUUCUCGUUCUGGCUGAAUCGAGAUCCUAAAUCUAGGCUCGGGGGUGAAAUUCUCUUCGGAGGUGUGGAUUGUACUCACUUCAGAGGUCAGCAUACGUUUGUCCCCGUUGCUCAAAAUGGUUACUGGGAGAUUGAAAUAGGGGAUCUUUUUAUCGGAAACAAUUCAACAGGUCUUUGCAGAGGUGGCUGUCCAGCGAUUGUGGAUACUGGAACGUCUUUUCUUGCUGGUCCGACUACUAUUUUGACUCAAAUCAAUCAUGCUAUCGGAGCUGAAGGAUUUGUUAGUAUGGAAUGUAAAACUGUGUUCUCGAAUUAUGGGAAUCUGAUAUGGGAAAACUUAGUAUCUGGCAUGUGUGAGAAGCUUCCGAGUCCUCGAGGAAAAUCAUAUAUCAACUGUGACGUGUUUUCGCUGCCACAUAUCACCAUUACCAUUGGGAAUAAACCUUUCCCUCUUUCUCCAGAUCAAUAUGUUAUCAGAGUCGAAGACAACCACGGUGCUCACUGUCUUAGUGGAUUUACAGCUUUGGAUGUGCAUCCACGACGCCCACUCUGGGUUCUUGGAGAUGUAUUCUUGAGAGCAUACCACACUGUUUUUGACUUUGGUAAUCUUCAAGUUGGAUUUGCAGAAAGUGCUUAGAGAAUAUUUCAAGAGUUGUGACCAAAAACAUAUCAUAAAAUUGUUUGGUUUUGAAAGAUUGGUAAUUUGGAAGCACAAACUCUUAAAAGGCCCUUCCCCCGACCCUACGCAUAGCGAGAGCUUUAGUACACCGGUCUGCCCUUUUUUUUUUUAAACUCUUAGAAGGCAUUUGUUCUUGCUUUUUGGCUUUUUAGGAGUUAGAAUUAUGGAUAAAGAGGUUGUGUAUAAUAUGUGAUGCAUUUUAUAAUAAAGUAUAUGUUUUAUUUAUA
Messenger RNA from Capsicum annuum, 2405 nucleotides. Its product is annotated as aspartic proteinase oryzasin-1. Lineage: Eukaryota; Viridiplantae; Streptophyta; Magnoliopsida; Solanales; Solanaceae. The transcript has 12 exons. Gene Ontology annotation, biological process: lipid metabolic process; proteolysis. Gene Ontology annotation, molecular function: aspartic-type endopeptidase activity. The record is from RefSeq and is a predicted model, not a curated record. Bases 847 to 2136 code for a protein of 429 amino acids.